CUUAUGCUGUGGAAAGCGCCAAAUCAUCCAAGAAAGAAGAAGACAUUUGUUAAGCCGAGCUCUCAUGUUGCUAGGAAACCGUUGUUGAGUAGUAGCAGCAUGUGAAGCUACAAGCCACUUUAUUUUCAGUUGAGGUGGUGUUAACGCGUUCACAAACAAUGCCGCCAAAGAGAAAAUCUUCCAAUAAGUCCCCAAAGGGCAAAACUCCAACAGUAGUGGAUGGCUUGUCCACAGAGGAGAUGUCCAAAGAGCAGUUGGAGGAGCACAUUGUGCGUCUGCGAGAGGAGCUGGACAGAGAACGAGAGGAACGCAACUAUUUUCAGCUAGAGAGGGACAAAAUCCACACAUUUUGGGAAAUCACCAGAAGACAUCUGGAAGAAAAUAAGUGUGAGCUGAGAAACAGAGAGCGUGAACUGGAGGAGGCAGAGGAGCGCCACCAAGUGGAAAUUAAGGUUUACAAGCAGAAGGUCAAGCACUUAUUGUAUGAACAGCAGAACAUGCUGUCUGAACUGAAGGCUGAAAGUGUCUCCAGUACCAAACAGCUGCAGAAGGAGCACGCUGUCCUCGAGAAUCAUCUGCAGAAGGACAUGCGCAACUUGAAAGUUUACUUAAAAGAGCAGGAGCUGUCCAGUGAGAAUGUACUCAAGAGCAUUCAUCUGAAACACGAUGAGGAAAUUACUGGACUGCGAAAUUAUUUUGCCAGACAAGUACGAGAAAUUGGAUCCAAAUAUGAGAAAAGGAUGCAGAAGCUGCGUCAGGAGGAAGAUCUAAGACGUAAGACAGAGAUUCAUGAGAUUGAGGAACGAAAGAACAGCCACAUCAACAUGCUGAUGAAGAACCAUGAGAAAUCUUUCAGAGACAUCAGAAACUACUUCAAUGACAUAGUCUACAAGAAUCUGGACUUUAUCACUUCACUCAAGGAAGAGUUAAAGGACAUGAAAAGAAAGGAGGAGAAAAGAAAUAAAGAGAUGGCGGAAGUGGUGGAGCAGAAUAAGGAGCUUAGAGAGUCUCCACAAAAGGCCAAAGAGGAAGUUGCAGAGCUUCAGAAAAAGCUUGCCAACUAUGAGAAGGACAAGAGUGCUCUAACUAGAACAAGAGCUCGUCUCAAAAUAUCUGACAGAGAAUUGAAGGAGCUUAAGUGGGAGCAUGAAGUGUUGGAGCAGAGAUUUACUAAGGUUCAGUUGGAGCGGGAUGAGUUAUAUAUGAAGUUCACAAAAGCUAUCCUAGAGGUUCAGCAGAAGAGUGGCUUCAAAAACCUGCUGCUGGAGUGCAAAUUGAGCGCACUCACUGACACGCUGGAGAAGAAGGAAGCCCAGCUCAGUGAGGUGCUGUCUGUUUCCAACCUGGACCCUACCACCCUCAGUGUGGUCACCCAUAAACUGGAGGAAGUUUUGGAGUCCAAAAACCAUACUAUUACAGACUUACAGUAUGAAGUGUCACGCGUUUGCAAGGCCUAUAAUGACCUGCUGAAGACUUCUAAAGCAAAGCUGCGGGAAUUUGGGAUCCAUGUGGAAGAACUCGGGUUUAAGCCACUCGAAAGUAUUGUUGGACAGAGUCUUGGUCAGGGCUCUGCUGCCCUAGUUUCUGCUCCAAAUUAGCAAGAAAGGGAAAACACAUUUUAUCCUAAUAAAAUAAAAUGAUCAAAUAUUAUUCAGAAUGUUUUGUAGGGUUUUUUUUUUUUGUAACACUUUAUUUUACUGUAUCCUUAUUUAUGUUACAUGUAGUAAUAACUAUGCAUAAUUAAACCCUAAACCAAACCCUUAACCUAACCCUAACUCUAGUAAGUAUAUGUAGUUAAUUAAUAUUACUCUGUGUAUAAUUACACUGUAAGUUCUGUUUCACACUGCACAUGUAAGAAGCACAUAUAUUUUUCAGUGCCCAUGUUAACAGAUUAGAGCAUUUACACUGCACGUAGAGCUUGAGCAGCAGCGCGUAGCAGGAGCAUAGCAGAAGCGGCAGCGUCGUGAUUGUUUCUUUUAGUUCUUUUUCAAAAUGACUGAGAAAUAACUCACCACAAGGUGUUCUGUGUUUCACAAUCACCAUAUGACAUUCAGCGCUGUGAAGAAAAAAAAAAUAAAUAAAUAAAUUACACAAUUACAUCA
Molecule: messenger RNA, 2102 nt
Organism: Megalobrama amblycephala (Wuchang bream)
Lineage: Eukaryota; Metazoa; Chordata; Actinopteri; Cypriniformes; Xenocyprididae
Gene: drc4
Product: growth arrest-specific 8
Exons: 11
Coding region: 159-1598 (479 amino acids)
Biological process (GO): flagellated sperm motility
Cellular component (GO): Golgi apparatus; motile cilium; microtubule
Molecular function (GO): small GTPase binding; microtubule binding
Source: RefSeq, a predicted model, not a curated record